Geodia barretti is the source of this 950-nucleotide messenger RNA. NCBI's taxonomy places the organism in Eukaryota, Metazoa, Porifera, Demospongiae, Tetractinellida, Geodiidae. The record is from the annotation of a GenBank genome assembly.
ACGUGUAAAAGUUCAAAGGGCAUUCUAGCUAGCUAGCGAUGUUGUCUGUGGCCGCAGGUUUUCACUGUGCGUGCUCUUUGCUGAGGCUACCCACGCGAACCUAUGCCCGAAGCUGCUUCAAAACUAAGCCCAGGAAGAGACGAGAUGCAACCAAAGUCAACCCUCUCAAGAAAAAGAUAGCCUCCGAUGUGCGCGACAUCUUAUCCCACGAGACGGUGGCCGUCGUCCACUUUGGAGACCUGGACACCAAGGCCUGGAGCAGUCUGAGACUCAAACUGGCUCAGAGUGGGAACGAGGCACAGGUCAUCCCUACCAAGAUAGCCACCCGGGCACUGGACGAUACUCCAUGCCAGAACCUCGCUCCUCUCUUCAAGGGGAGCACGGCCUUAGUGUACGGAAACUUGGACCAGACUAGUAGUUUGCUGUCGUGUAUCAAGUCGGAGCCGCGGCUGUGCGUACUGGGAGGGAAGGUAUUGGACCAGCUGUUUACCCCUCGAGGGUUGGAGGAGAUUGCGAAACUGCCACCGCUGGAGGUUCUACGACAGGAGUUGGUGGCUCUGCUCAGUCUGCCCCAGAGACACACCCUCUCCCUCCUCCAGAGGACUCCUGUUACUCUCACACAGACUCUCUCGCUGCACGUCUCUUCAUCUUCGCCAUCAUCUAGCCAAGAGACUGACUAGCCGCAUAGCUAGUUGUCACCAAUAUCCCAGUUGAUCUCCUGAGGAAAACACGAUACGUACCCAGCUUUUCCCACAAAAUAAUGCCAUAUAUAGUCAUAUGUGGGGCAAAACUUUUUGGUCUGUGUGAAAGUCUAGAAUGACUGACACUCUCAGAUUUAGCUAAAUACCCCACUGGCCCACGUGGAGUCAUAAAGCCAAAUGCCUUGUUUCAGGUGUACACAUAAUUAUGUGUGUGGAUGGUUGAAAACUGUAAUAUUGAAGACAGAUUUU